AUGUCGGUUACCAUGGGGAGUUGUCAAGGCAAAGGUCGUUUACACCACAGUCAACAAUUUCCGACUGGGAAGGUACCGAUUUGUGUCUGGAAACCCUGUUUGAUGAGACCAGAGCAGAGUCGCCGCAGUCAGUUUUAUCAGACUUUGAACUUGAUAAGUUAUUUAACAGCAGGGCGUUGUCCCCGGAAUCAUUGUCAUCAGAUUUUGACUUUUGGCUCCUGCAGGACUGGUUGGCAGACUUUAGAGCAUCCUCCCCAGAAUCAGUGGUAUUCCAAAGUCAAUGUAGGCCCCUCUCACCUGACUCACCUCUUCCUCAGUUCAGCCCCCCUCAAGUCGGUUACCAUGGGGAGUUGUCAAGGCAAAGGUCGUUUACACCACAGUCAGCAUUUUCAGACUGGGAAGGUACUGAUUUGUGUCUGGAAAGUCUGUUUGACGAAACCAGAGCAGAGUCCCCGCAAUCAGUUUUGUCAGACUUUGAACUUGAUAAAUUAUUUAACAGCAGGGCGUUGUCCCCAGAAUCAGUGGUAUUCCAACGUCAAUGUAGGCCCCUCUCACCUGACUCACCUCUUCCUCAGUUCAGCCCCCCUCAAGUCGGUUACUAUGGGGAGUUGUCAAGGCACAGAUCCUUUACACCACAAUCAGCAUUUUCAGACUGGGAAGGUACUGAUUUGUGUCUGGAAAGUCUGUUUGACGAAACCAGAGCAGAGUCCCCGCAAUCAGUUUUGUCAGACUUUGAACUUGAUAAAUUAUUUAACAGCAGGGCGUUGUCCCCAGAAUCAGUGGUAUUCCAACGUCAAUGUAGGCCCCUCUCACCUGACUCACCUCUUCCUCAGUUCAGCCCCCCUCAAGUCGGUUACUAUGGGGAGUUGUCAAGGCACAGAUCCUUUACACCACAAUCAGCAUUUUCAGACUGGGAAGGUACUGAUUUGUGUCUGGAAAGUCUGUUUGACGAAACCAGAGCAGAGUCCCCGCAAUCAGUUUUAUCAGACUUUGAACUUGAUAAGUUGUUUAACAGCAGGGCGUUGUCCCCUGAAUCAGUGUUGUCAGAUUUUGACUUUUCGCUCCUGCAGGACUGGUUGGCAGACUUUAGAGCAUCCUCCCCAGAAUCUGUGGCAUCAGUGGAGCAGUACUUAAUGCCUCCUCGCAUGACAUUUGACCA
Messenger RNA from Epinephelus fuscoguttatus (brown-marbled grouper), 1159 nucleotides. RefSeq lists its product as uncharacterized. NCBI's taxonomy places the organism in Eukaryota, Metazoa, Chordata, Actinopteri, Perciformes, Serranidae. The transcript has 3 exons. The record is from RefSeq and is a predicted model, not a curated record. Bases 1 to 1134 code for a protein of 377 amino acids.